This is a messenger RNA of Drosophila biarmipes, 2133 nucleotides long. RefSeq names its product homer protein homolog 1 (gene homer). Gene Ontology annotation, biological process: G protein-coupled glutamate receptor signaling pathway; regulation of store-operated calcium entry. Gene Ontology annotation, cellular component: cytoplasm; plasma membrane; dendrite. The transcript is spliced from 8 exons. NCBI's taxonomy places the organism in Eukaryota, Metazoa, Arthropoda, Insecta, Diptera, Drosophilidae. The record is from RefSeq and is a predicted model, not a curated record. Gene Ontology annotation, molecular function: G protein-coupled glutamate receptor binding.
AGAGCGCAGCGGACAAUGGCGGCGGAUAGCGAACAACCGAUUUUCACCUGCCAGGCGCACGUCUUCCACAUUGACCCGAAGACGAAGCGCACCUGGAUCACGGCCAGCAUGAAGGCGGUCAACGUGAGCUUCUUCUACGACAGCUCGAGGAAUCUGUACCGCAUCAUCAGCGUGGAGGGCACCAAGGCUGUGAUAAACUCCACGAUCACGCCCAACAUGACCUUCACCCAGACCUCCCAGAAGUUCGGCCAGUGGAGCGAUGUGCGGGCGAACACGGUGUACGGUUUGGGAUUCGCCUCCGAGGCGGAAUUGACAAAGUUCGUCGAAAAGUUCCAGGAGGUCAAGGAGGCCACCAAGAAUGCCAUGAAAUCCGCUAACGGCUCCAAUGCCGUUACACCCACCACCUCGGCCAACACGUCGCCCAUUUCCGGGCGAGCAGUAGGCUCCAUGCAGAACGACAACACAGCCAUCGAUCCGCACACCGUGGAGCCGCCCAACAUGAGCAAUACAAAUACCCAGAAUGCCAAUCCGGAUAGUCCCUCCCACAAGCUGCUUAAUACCAGCGAUGUCAAGCCGGACAUCGGAUCGGCCACGCCCUCGCCGCAGCCCACUUCGGGGGGAACUGCAGUCGGAGGCGUUGGCGGAGUAACCAUCUCGUCGGGCGGAAGCAUUGUGGGCAUGCACACGGGGCCGGGAGCGGGCGCCACCGCUGAGCAGCAGCUAAAGUACGAAAACGAGCGCCUGAAAAUGGCCUUGGCACAAAGCUGCGCCAAUGCCAAGAAAUGGGAAAUCGAGCUGGCUACCUUGAAGAACAACAACAUUCGCCUGACCAGUGCUCUGCAGGAAUCCACUGCCAAUGUGGACGAAUGGAAGCGGCAGCUGCACACUUACAAGGAGGAAAAUAUUCGCCUAAAACGGGAUAUGGAGCAGCUUUGCGUGGGCGGAGGUGGGGUGCCUGCAACCGGCGGAGGAGGUGCCGCGGAAGACGAGUUACGACGCGAGGUAGCCACGCUUAAGGCGCGAACGGAACAACUGCAGAAGGAACUCUUGCAACAAGAAAUUGAGCUGAAAUCGGCCAACCUAAGUCUACGCGAAAAGUCCAAUGAUCAGACGCUUGCCAAGUUAAGCGAGUUAAACGUGGUGUUUGCCAAACAACUUUCGGAGCUGUAUGGAGUGCAGAAGGAUAUGGAGAGUGUUAUACAACUAGCCAAGUGCACUUGAGACACAGAGUUGGCGGUUAUUCGAAAGGUUUCAGCGCAGGAACAGACUACAAUGAUCAACACUACAACGACAUCAUCGACAACAGGAAGCACGACUAGUAAACGUUAUUUAAGCAACUUUCCAACGGCCGAGGCAGAGAGCACGCUCUCAAACGUCACCUCCAUCCACACCCAGCUGCAGUCGUCGCUUUACGAGACUCAGAACACGGCCCAGCUGAAGGCCAUAGACAAACACUCGGCCUUGCUCCAGGAGCUCCAUCAGCGGCAGGCGGCACCCAGGCGCAAUUCUGCCUCCGCUGAAGCAGCUGCUGCAGCUGCAUCCGGGUCUGGUGGGGCCAAAACAGCCACAAUACUCGUAUCCAAAUCAAAAACCAAAACCGGGCUGCCCCUGUUGCUGAAGAAUUCCAUUAACAAUUAGAGAAAAGUUUGUAUACAAGGACAGCUCUAGGAGAGAACCCGCUUUCUCCCACAAACCUCCCCCUCCCCCUAGCUUUAGGCCUAAUUUGUGUGUAUCGUAACCUUUUUGGUAACUUCGAAUGGAAAACAGAAAAAACCUAUGCCCAGUAUUUUCGACAAAAUUGUUCGCGUCCUUGUGGCACUUCUGUAAGUCUUAAACGAUUCAUUCUAGUGCGCAUUCAAGUGCAAUAUACAUUUAUCUCUAGUAUUUAAAUGUAAUAAUGAUAUUAUGUGCUCUAUACACUUUCAGAUGAUUGUUAAUUAAUUUUUAAUUAGAGCUUGCUAACAAAUACUCCCCGAAAAUCAUUUUCCAAAGAAAAAUCCAAGCAUUUCUGAACAAGUGUCACAAAGAUUAUUUUGUAAAUGUGCUCGAACUUUUUAUAGUAUUUUUAGAAGAAACCUUUUGUAUUCUCUAAAUCCUAGGAAUAAAAUUUUAAUGUUUAUUUAUUGAAUUGUA